Peniophora sp. CBMAI 1063 is the source of this 243-nucleotide messenger RNA. The record is from the annotation of a GenBank genome assembly. Lineage: Eukaryota; Fungi; Basidiomycota; Agaricomycetes; Russulales; Peniophoraceae.
AUGCAUAUCAAAAAGCUCAGAGUAAAGGCUCGCCAGGCGCCGUUCCAUGAGCCAUGUGCGGCGGAGAUGACAGCUAUGCUGGGUUGCUGGGCUGCCACGAAGGACAGCAUGUCCGUUGGUGCGUGCGCUGCGGCCGCCCAGGGCUUGUUUGCGUGCAUGAGGACUGUGCCCGGAAGGACACGGCCGCACCAGCCAGCAAUAAACUACCACCUGGCGCGUUUGGGCAAGAACUUCAAGUCAUGA